Cylicostephanus goldi is the source of this 204-nucleotide messenger RNA. NCBI's taxonomy places the organism in Eukaryota, Metazoa, Nematoda, Chromadorea, Rhabditida, Strongylidae. The record is from the annotation of a GenBank genome assembly.
AUGCCGCAAAAUGAUUAUAUGGACCUGCAUAGGAAGCGGCAUGGAAGGCGGCUCGAUUAUGAGGAGCGGCAGUACGUUCAUGUUUACUUUUUCGCUUUCUGGAGAAAGAAAGAAGCAAGAGCUGGUCAUGCUCGAUCGCAAAUGGCAAAGAAGCUACGUGGUCAGAAGGCUAAACUUUAUCAUAAGAAGAGAUAUUCUGAAAAG